GCAAAGUUGUUUUACUUCAGUUUCCAGCAGAACAUGGCAACGUACAAGAACUUGAUAACACAAUCCAUGUAUGAUAAACAACUAGACAGUAGGAAGGGAACGCUAUUACACUUGUGCGAUGACGUUAUUCAGCAAGAAGUAAAAGAGGUGAUGAUUUCCUUCUACAUACUAAUGGAGCAGGGGAAAGCUACCUUGGAGGAUCUGGAUCUGAGAUGUGAGGAACUGAUAAAGGAAGAGUUUGGUGAGAGGUGUAACUUUGAUGUGGAUGAUGCAGUCCAGAAGCUAGAGAAGUUGGGGAUCGUUGCCCGUGACACCAUUGGAAGGUACUACUGCAUGGGGCUGAAGCGAGCCAACGAGAUCAUAGGGACCACCACCGAGGAGCUUGUCCUGAAGGCCAAACAGGGGGUCACUCCUUCUUGAACUUACCACCUAAGG
Messenger RNA from Raphanus sativus (radish), 435 nucleotides. RefSeq lists its product as uncharacterized. The record is from RefSeq and is a predicted model, not a curated record. The transcript has 3 exons. Lineage: Eukaryota; Viridiplantae; Streptophyta; Magnoliopsida; Brassicales; Brassicaceae. Bases 34 to 420 code for a protein of 128 amino acids.